Molecule: messenger RNA, 3583 nt
Organism: Blastomyces gilchristii SLH14081
Lineage: Eukaryota; Fungi; Ascomycota; Eurotiomycetes; Onygenales; Ajellomycetaceae
Product: eukaryotic translation initiation factor 3 subunit B
Exons: 5
Coding region: 147-2360 (737 amino acids)
Biological process (GO): translational initiation
Cellular component (GO): eukaryotic translation initiation factor 3 complex
Molecular function (GO): RNA binding; translation initiation factor binding; translation initiation factor activity
Source: RefSeq, a predicted model, not a curated record
CACACACACAUUUUGCCCGAAUCGACUUGCAAGACGACCUCAGGAAGAAAGGCGUCGUGAUCGUGAAAACCCGCAGUCGCUGCUCAUCGCCUGCUUUCUCCGUAUACCUUUCCUCCCAUACACCGGUCUGACCGCCCUCUAUCACCAUGGCACCGAGUUUCGACACCCUUUCAGAGCAGGAUCUCCACGAGGAGGAGCUGGACAUUGACUUUUCAGAUCUUAAGGCGCAAUAUGAAGUUAGGCUGGAGGAGGGCUUGGAUGCCUUUGUCGUUAUCGAUGGGCUACCAAUCGUGCCCGAAGAGAGCAAGCCGCGGCUCGUGAAAUUCUUGCUGAAAAAAUUGAACACCGUUGGUCGGACGCGCGAAGAUGCCAUUUUCAUGCCCGUGAACGAGAAUAAGAUGUCCGAAGGAUUUGCUUUUGUCGAAUACGAAUCUCCCGAACAGGCCCUCGAGGCCACAAAACAUCUCCACGGCACUCCCCUGGAUAGAAAGCACACAUUGGCAGUUAACAAACUUACGGAUAUCGAUCGGUAUGGACGUGAGGGCCGCAUUGACGAGGAAUAUAAACCACCCACCAUCGAGCCAUUCCAAGAGAAGGAGCACCUUCGAUCAUGGCUAGGUGAUCCUAAUGCCCGUGACCAGUUUGUCAUGUUCCGCGGAGACAAAGUUGGCGUGUUCUGGAAUAUGAAGAAGGAUCCUCCGGAGAAUAUCGUUGACCGGGAACACUGGACACAGCUUUUCGUACAAUGGUCUCCGCAAGGCACUUUCCUUGCAUCCGUGCAUCCACAAGGCGUACAACUCUGGGGAGGACCCCAAUUUACCAAACAAAAACAAUUCCCCCAUCCAUUCGUUCAGCUUAUUGACUUCUCCCCCGGUGAAAGCUACUUGACAACCUGGUCACCGCGGCCGAUUCAAAUCGAAGGGCCUCACCCAGUUCUUUCCUACGAGGAGGAUGGGAAACAUUUCAUUAUCUGGGACAUCGCAACUGGCAAGCCGCUGCGGUCUUUUGUCAACCAUGACGUUCCUGCAGCCGCUGGUCCAGAGGGAGAGGUUGUGAAGAAGAAGAUGCCAUGGCCUACGUUCAAGUGGUCUUCGGAUGAGAAAUACGUUGCACGAAUGCUUCUGGGUCAAUCUAUUUCCGUCUACGAACUGCCACGCAUGAACCUCCUAGAUAGAACAUCUAUUAAAAUUGAUGGAGUGACUGACUUCGAGUGGGCUCCCGCCACCCCCCAACGCGAUGGAAUCAGACAGUACGAACAGCUAUUUUCCUUCUGGACCCCGGAAAUCGGCAGCAACCCAGCGAAAGUUGGUUUGAUGAGUAUCCCAUCCAAGGAAAUUGUCCGGACAAGAAACCUGUUCAACGUUUCCGACGUUAAGCUCCAUUGGCAAUCACUGGGUGCAUACGUCUGCGUCAAGGUCGAUCGACACUCCAAGUCAAAGAAAUCCCUCGCCACGAACCUCGAAAUUUUCCGUGUCAAGGAGAAGGGCGUGCCUGUUGAAGUGGUUGACUCUAUAAAAGAUACCGUUAUUAACUUCGCUUGGGAGCCCAAGGGUGAUCGAUUCGUACUCAUUACGACGCCCGAAGCGUCUCCCAAUGCCGGAGUUGCCUCCAAGACUGCUGUCUCAUUCUUCUGCCCAGAGAAAGUCAAGGGUUCUGGCACGGGAAAUUUCAGACUUAUCCGUACCAUCGAGAAGAAGACCAGCAAUGCCAUAUAUUGGUCUCCCAAGGGCCGGUUCGUGGUUGUUGCCACCGUCCACGUACAACAAAGCUUCGACCUCGAUUUCUGGGACCUUGACUUCGAGGGUGAGAAGCAAGAGAGCGAGAAGGACCUUUCUGCUAACCUCCAACUAAUGAAGACCGCUGAGCAUUACGGUGUCACUGACGUCGAGUGGGACCCAACCGGCCGCUAUGUUGUCAGCAGCGCCAGCGCCUGGACUCACACUAUGGAAAACGGCUACAACAUCCACACAUUCUCCGGCACCACAAUCGCCGAACACCCAACGGAGAAAUUCAAGCAGUUCGUGUGGCGUCCGCGUCCCCCAACCUUCCUCAGCAAGGAGGAGCAGAAACAGGUCCGCAAGAACCUGCGCGAGUACUCGCGCGAGUUCGAAGAGGAGGACAAAUAUGCCGUCGACAUUGCUAACACGGCUAUUGUCGAGAUGCGCAAGAGAGUCCUUAACGAAUGGACUGCCUGGGUACGCCGGGAGAAGGAGCUGCUGGAUGAGGAGAUUGAGGUACUUGGUCUGGAUAAGGAGGAGGGUGUAGCUGGGGUGGCUACUGAAGAGGAGGAGACGGAGGGAACGGUGGUGGAAGAGAUAAUGGAGGAAAUUAUUGAUGAGACGGAGGAAAUUAUUGGAUGAGGUGUUUAAUUGUUCCUUUUUUUUUAAAUUUUUAUUUUGAGACCGACUGUUACGAAUUUCUGUUUUUUAAACAAUCCGGGCAAUGGUUCGCGUUACCCGCUUUUGUUCUAAAUGCUUUUUAUUACUUUAUGACCCUUCCCUUACCUUGAGAUUGAAAUUUCCAUAGCUAGACACCCUUUGUUUUUCAUGUGGUUGGGGGCAGGAGUAAAUGUAGUGAGGUCAUGUUAAGGUUGGGGCUAAAACACAAAAGCGGCUUAGUGAGCUUGUUUACGCCACGCUUAACUAUCAGGAGAGGCAUAACCUUCGUUCCCCGAAGGGGCGGCUAAAGCGCCGUGGACGUUGAGGGUACAAGGCAACAUUAUAUAUGCAUAUGUGCAAAUUUGGAACAGCUCGUCUGAGAAUACAACAGACUUUGAGUGUUUUAUUAGAUUCGAGCUCGAUCUGGACCCCAAGCGCCUAACAUGGCGCUAGCCAGCUUCGGACAGCCAACUGAGAACUAGAUUACGGAUUGGAAGGACCUAUAACUAGAACUUGGAUAGGGGAGUAGCGUCUGGAAAUUAAUUCCCUGAGCUACUACAUAGCUAGCUACCCGUCAUUUCGAUAAUAUCUGCAGGUUAACGCAAUGGUAUAUAACAGAAGCAUUCUCAUCGGUAAAUCCCGAACUAACAACACCCGUUUUUGUUUCUAUACCGGGCCUGGGACGCACAUAGCUCUCUCUCUCUCUCUCUUUUUCUCUCUCUCUCUCUCUUUCUCUCUCUCUCUCUCUCUUUCUUCCUCCCCCUCCCCCCUCACAAAUGCACAUCAAACCACGUAGCUGCCUGAAUAAAUGCCUGCUCCUUGGCGAACUUGGCCUCUUUAUUACUUAGGUCACCGCGGACGGCGAAGCCGUGCUGGACGCCGCUGAACAGGUUGAUUUGCCAGGGGAAGCCAACUCUUGAGAGGAUUUCCUCGGACUCGUGGCGGAGGUUUGAUGGGAAGAUGGUGUCGGUUUCUGUUGUGGCGCUGGAGUGGGGGAUCUCCUUACCGGCAGCGGAAAUGGCAUAUGGACCCUUGAUAGCUCGCAACUCUUCUGGCGCAACGAAGGAUGGAUGCGCGACGUAUCCGACAUCAAUCCCUCCGCCUUCUUUCAUGAAUCGAGUAGCGUACUACAUGUAUACAUGUAGGUAGAUAGAGAAGAGUUGUUAGAAGAGAGAUACAACAACCAUUCAACCCCCCCUCCCCCA